AUGUGCGAUGACCUCUCGUACGCUCCUGUAGCCCGUCGCGUGCUUCUCAUACUCGUUACCUGCUGUAAUACUGAUGCCGCACUGUGCGACGGCGCGUCGCCUUCGAAUCGACACGACGCACACGACGCGACAGGGUUCUGUAGCUGCGCCGCAACUCCCACUGCAACAGAGUCGUCGCAUCCUCAGCUGAGAGCGAAAAGCAAUGACGAUACAGUAGCAUCGUCUACCGGAGCAUCGCCAUGGCCAACUAUCCGCAACUUCUGCCAUGGAAUUGCCAGUGCCACCAGUGCCACCAGUGCCCACCAGCGCGCACACAAACCCACCACGAAAGCACGCGACUCGGCGACGCAGGCACCGAGUACAAUCCAUAGACCACCUCCUGCAAGCCAAACGAGGCAAUUCGCAUCCUCAGUCAGCCGUGCUUCCCAUUUCGUUCCCACUUCUCCAAUCCCCUUUGCACAUUCGGGCGCGGGACGGGGUGUAAGUACGGAAAUGCUGCGGGAACACAUUAGUAAGUAUCGAAGACUGGUUCGUGGAGUGUUGGAAUCUGACGGUGUGUCUCGCACUGUGCCAAGACGGGCCACCCGCAUCCAAGCGAUGAAGCCACGUGCUGCGGAAGGAUCCAUGGAUGGCGAUAGUGCCGAGAGCUGA
Molecule: messenger RNA, 651 nt
Organism: Trematosphaeria pertusa
Lineage: Eukaryota; Fungi; Ascomycota; Dothideomycetes; Pleosporales; Trematosphaeriaceae
Exons: 1
Coding region: 1-651 (216 amino acids)
Source: RefSeq, a predicted model, not a curated record